Messenger RNA from Belonocnema kinseyi, 2034 nucleotides. RefSeq names its product glutathione S-transferase C-terminal domain-containing protein homolog (gene Gstcd). The transcript has 2 exons. The record is from RefSeq and is a predicted model, not a curated record. Lineage: Eukaryota; Metazoa; Arthropoda; Insecta; Hymenoptera; Cynipidae. Bases 26 to 1744 code for a protein of 572 amino acids.
GUUCAUCAUUCCAAAAAAAUUAAAAAUGCCUUCCGAAGAUUUGGACGAGGUGUUCCUUGAACUCUACCCAAACACAGAGACUCACCUAGCGCCUAUAGAAACUUUAGUGACCCUUUUCACAAUAAAAUACUGCGAUUCUGACAUAAGUAUCAGAUUUGUAAAGGGCACUAAAUCUCCAAAAGAACGGGCUUUUGCCCUAGAUAUCUCCAGCUUUCGAUACCAGAUCCUAGAAGAGGAUUCUGUACCUCAUUACGCAAAUUCUUGCGAAUUGCCUCACAUCGUAGUUUCGGAAUCAAGUUGCAUAGCUGGACUUUGCGCAACCUUGAGGCAAAUUAUAAAAAGGUCCUUGGCAAAGGACGUGACACUUCACUGCCAAACUUUACUUGGAUUCAAAGACUCUUGUCUUCUCGCCUGUUCAGAGGUCAGCGUUUGGACCAAAUUUUGCGAAGUAGACAUCAUAUCUACCCUGAAAUUCUCCAAAGAAGAGGAUCUGAAAGAAGUCGAAUUGCCACUCAGCUUGGCAAGAUUUGAAUGCCAUAUGUCGCAGCCAACAAGACUGCACAAUAUUUAUAAAUACAGUAUGUCGAAGAAAUUCUCGACAAAGGGAAUCGUCUCACAGGAGCGGAAAAUUCCGGAACAUACUUACGCUGAGGGUUCGACGAUUUCGUUAGCAGAUAUCAUCAUAUUCGCAUGUAUUCAUGUACUCUUGGAUUCCAAAUGGAAUGAUAAAUUGAUGAAGUUGUUGCCACUGACAUCCAAAUGGUACGAGACGAUGAUUGGGAACGAGAGAAUUCUAGAGUGUUUGAAUUUUCUCUCCCAGGAGCGAGAGAGGGGAAAUAUUUUUCGGAAUUAUACCCUUCCUGUCGUUCAGAAUGAGAGUUUGUACAAGAGUGACCCGAAGAGAUAUAAACCGAGAAACAGGAUAUUCACGAGGCAAGGUGAUGUCGACAAUUCGCUGAGACUGAUCAGAAAUUUGGAUUUAGAAACGUCUUUGACGGGAGAAGUUUUUGCUGGGGAGAGUGACUUUGAUUGGUCUGCAAUUCCGAUUGAGGCGACGCCAGAAGGAGGAGCGCUGCCGAUUAGCAGAUUGAAAAGGAAAUUUGAGCAACUGGAGAACCUUGCUAAACCUGUUGUCAAAACUGCCAAGGAGGGAGAUAUUAUUGUUGAUUUUUGUUCCGGGAGUGGACAUUUGGGAAUUCUUAUUGCUUAUUUGCUACCUCGGUGCAGUGUGAUUUUGCUGGAGAAUAAGGAAGAGUCGUUGAAUAAGGCGAAAGUGAGAGUGAAGAAUUUGAAGCUCGACAAUAUCAAGUUCUAUCAAUGUAAUUUGGAUUAUUUCAAGGGAGACUUCGACAUCGGAACCUCCUUACAUGCCUGUGGGGUCGCUACAGACCUGGUGAUCCAGCACUGCAUUAGAAGGAACGCAGUUUUUGUGUGUUGUCCCUGUUGCUACGGAUCUGUGCACGAUUGUCAUCACAUCUCAUACCCACGAAGUGAUUUCUUAAAAACGUUAAUAGACAAACGAAGUUACUUGGUUUUGGGUCACUCCGCAGAUCAAACUCACGACGCCGACAAUGUCAAAACGAAACAAGGCUACGAGUGCAUGGAAAUCAUCGACACCGACCGAAGACUUCACGCCGAACAAUUUGGCUACACUGUUCAUCUGGGAAAACUAGUUCCGGCAUCCUGCACUCCAAAGAAUCAUUUACUUGUUGGAAUUCCCAGUUCUAAAACCACGAAUUCUUGAUGACUCCCAAUGACGAUGGUGACUUUAUAAUUAAGUGUAAGUUUAUUUUUUCGCUUAUACUUUAUUUUCGAGAAAUUGCAGGUCUCGGACUCACUGCCGAGAUAACAAAAAAGUGUAAAUAGUGUCAUAAAGUUAAAGAAAUAGUGUUAUAAAAUUUUUCAAGUAUUACACUUAUGUAUAGUUGAAAUUUGAAAGUGUGUACUUGCGUUAUGGAAAAUGAACUUUAUUUUCUAAGCUGAAUUUCCAGUUUUCUAACCUAAUAUUUGUAAAGUAUUAAAAAGGAACUUCAA